Molecule: messenger RNA, 1264 nt
Organism: Solea senegalensis (Senegalese sole)
Lineage: Eukaryota; Metazoa; Chordata; Actinopteri; Pleuronectiformes; Soleidae
Product: carbohydrate sulfotransferase 12-like
Exons: 6
Coding region: 197-1171 (324 amino acids)
Biological process (GO): proteoglycan biosynthetic process; carbohydrate biosynthetic process
Cellular component (GO): membrane
Molecular function (GO): sulfotransferase activity
Source: RefSeq, a predicted model, not a curated record
CUGUCGCCUGUCAAGUUUUUCAGCUUCUUGAAAUCGAUGCACAGGGUGGAGUUGAGCUCAUUCUUCUCCCCCCUGAGCAAAGACCUGGUCUCAGCUUUACUGUAUCAUUUCACAGCAAACACAGGAUUGUACGCAGACCACAGACUCUGGCAGGACUUUGAAGACAAAAAGCCGACGCAGCGUUAAUCCAGUGGCCAUGGCGAUAUGCAGACAAGUCCUGAGGCACCUGAUAUACGGACUGUUUGUAUGCAGUUUUGUCAUCUUGUCGUACUUUUAUGCAACAGACAUAUCACUGGUACUAAGAGCACAGACGAUGCACCAGAGGCAGGAGGCGAGAAAGCAGCUGAUUAACCAAACGUGUUCCUCCUACAACGUGACAGUUUUAGAGGAAAUGAGUCCAGGAAAGCUGAGCAACUUCAUCGUGGAUGACGCUCAUGGUCUCAUCUACUGCUACAUCCCAAAGGUCGGAUGCUCCAACUUGAAGAAAAUGAUGGUGACGCUGAAAAAUGGUCCACCGUACCGUGACCCCGGACUUACAAACGCACAGGUUCACGUCUCCCCAAAAAUCUCUUACCUGAAGAACUUCCCGAGACAUGAGAUCAAGGCAAAGCUAAAGCACUACACCAAGUUCAUGUUUGUCCGGGACCCAUUCGUCCGUCUCGUCUCCGCCUACCGAAACAAAUUUGUGGAGCAUAACGAGCCCUUCUACAGCAAGCACGGCCGACCUAUUCUGCACUUCUAUGGCAACCAUCCUUAUCCACCCAUGUCACAGACGUUGGCACUCGCGUCAGGCAUCCGCGUCUCGUUUGACAACUUCGUUCAAUACCUGCUGGACCCACGGAUGGCGAACGUGUCUCCCGAUGAACACUGGAACCAGAUGAACAAUUUGUGCCACCCCUGCCACAUGCAAUAUGAUUUUAUUGGACAUCAGGAGACGAUGGACGACGAUAUUAAAGAUCUGCUGGAGAUCUUAAUGCUGAAGGACGAGAUUCAGGUGUACCAGGCCUUUCCAAAAAUGACCACCAGCGAUUCUAUGGCGACGUGGUUCAAAGUGCUGCCUCUAAAUGCAAUCAGGGCGCUGUAUCAACACUACGAGAUAGACUACAAGCUCUUUGGCUACAGAGAGCCGAGUGAACUGUGGAACGGAACAAACAUCUCAAAAACGACUUAAAUUAUCCGUGUGAAACCAACAAAGGAUCCAAAUAAACACAGCAAAUCACACACACACAUUAAUGACCACUUUAUAUAUAUAUAUAUAUAUACA